Messenger RNA from Penicillium subrubescens, 858 nucleotides. RefSeq lists its product as uncharacterized. Lineage: Eukaryota; Fungi; Ascomycota; Eurotiomycetes; Eurotiales; Aspergillaceae. The record is from RefSeq and is a predicted model, not a curated record. The coding region runs from base 1 to 858 and encodes 285 amino acids. The transcript has 2 exons.
AUGUCUGCCUCCCGAGAGAGUCUACCAUACAAAAUCGUGGAUAAAAUUCCCGUCCCUCAGCUACGAUCGCGCGAGGAUUGGCCGGCAUGGAAAGACUACAUUGAAAGGACCGCAAAGAUCUGUGGAGUUUGGGAAUUCUGCGAUCCAGCCAACACGGAAGACGAAUAUCUGGAACAGAAGGCAAAGCUUUCGGAGCCUACAUUCCGAACAGUCCGCGAUGAUGCAUGGUCCAUUGCUGACCUUGAGGAUGCGGACUUCCAGAAACUCCGGAAAUUAGUCAAAGAGUACAAGGAGAAUAAGGAUGGGCUUGAUCAAAAGCGGAAGGCUAUUGAGACGAUUCAGCAGCUCAUCAAAUCCUCCGUUUCUGGGCAAUAUACCAAGUACAUCUUUGGGGCUACUCCAUACUACCAGCUGACGGCACUUUCGAGAACUUUCAGUGGCCCAUCUCCUGAAGAUAUCAAUGCGGUGUCCUCCGAGUGGCUUGCACUUCAACAGCUGGCAGAGUCUCAGGAUAUCCAGCAGUAUGUUACUCGCUGGAAAGCGCUCUUCGAGAAAUGCCUCAGCCUGAAGAUGGCGAAUGGUGCUCCAGACCAGGCUCUGGGAAAGAGCUUGCUGGAUUCCCGGGAAGCAGCUACGAUGUGGAAGCCUCUGCAGUUUCAGUUUUGGUUCGUGAAUCCUGGGCUCUCAGAGUUUGAUCAGGAGUCCACAGAUAGCUGGGGGAUAGCGCCGAAGGCCAGCACAGUAGCCGCCGAUAAGAGUCAAACUGAGGAGGAUGGAAAAUUCGAUAUUUCAUGGUCCACCGACGCAGGUGCACAUUCAGACGAGGAAGGUGAAGCUGCAGAUGACUGGACGGCUUAA